CGACGGAGGUUGGCUCGGGCUUCCGAGGUGAGGCCGAUCGAGCCCCUCGAGUGUUUCCGUCAGCGCUCGGCUCUCGAACCGCGCGUGGACGGCGGAAUGCGGCUGCCGGGGAGCCAGCGGGCAUUGCUGGGCAGGCAGGCGGCGGAGAUGUACGCACCGAGACGGGGGGACUCCGCGGCCGCUCAGGGUCCGAGGUGACGGGACUGUUUGUGGUUAAAGACGCCACCAAAGCGGUCUAUUUUUAUUUCCCUCCUUCGUGAUUGAACAUGGAUUCCGUUUGAGGGGGGAAAGAAGGGCAGCUUCAUCAUGGAGCCUCACGGCGCCGACACGCUCAAGACCCAACAAGUGAAACCUUUAUUUUGGAGUAAAAUGUCUGGUUUUCAACUGUGACCUUCACUCUGCAACAAGUUGUGAAGUUUGUGAGCGACCGACAGCAGCAAAAAUGUUCUACGGUUCUUCUUCCGGGGCCAGCAUGUCCCUGCCCUCCAAGAGCCGGCUGAAGCGCCAGAGCAGGACCUUCACGCAGGUUCUCUACCGGACUCUGAGCUAUCGCGACCGCGUCCCAGCCGAGGUGGGAACAAACACGCGGGGGGACCGCCGCUCCACGACCGAGCCCCCGGAGCGACCCGAAGACGACCCGGCUGAGCUCUCCCACCAGAGCUCCGCCCCGGGGGUCCUGAAGAUCUUUGGCGACGAGAUCUGCAGCGGCGCCAACUACAAGAGCGUCUUGGCCACGCCGCGCUCCAGCGCCCAGGAGCUGGUCAAGGAGGCGCUGGAGCGCUACUCGCUCAACAAGGACGCCGCCCACUCCUACGUCCUGUGCGACGUGAUUGGACGCUUGGAGGGAGGAGGCGUGAUUGGCGGCGGUGGCGGCUGGCGGACGGAAUGUCUCCGGGCGCUCGGCGACAACGAGAAGCCGCUGCUGCUCCAGGAGCUGUGGAAGCCUCGAGAGGGACACGCUCGCCGCUUUGAGCUGCGCAGGAGAGCAGAGGUGGAGGAACUCAACGCCAAGGAGAAGGACACCAUCACUGCUGGGCCCAAGGCCGCCCAGUUCCUGGCGGCUCUAAUGGGUCGAUCCGGGCUGGGCAAACUCCGGGGCUCCCCUCUGCGGUUGGGUCGGGCAGCUCCGUCGGGCUCUAAAGACAUCAACGCCCAGGCCCGCAAGCUGCAGAGGAACCGGGCCAAGGGGACGCUGACGUUGCCUCGCUCCAGCAACUCGUCCUUGUGCCGCAGCCUCAGCGAGACCAGCCUCAACCAGCUGUCAGUUGACGACGAGCCCAAGCGCUACUACUCCACCCUGCCGGGGCCCUACAGGGGCCGGGAGGCGGUGUCUGGUGGGCGCAGGAAGGAGGAGCCGGGCCAAGGGGGCGUGCGCCACUCCUUGUACCAGUCGCCUCACCUGCUGCUGCUGCAAGGGUACAACAAACAGGACUGCCUGGUGUAUCUGCUGAACAGAGAUCAGCACACAGUCGGCCAGGAGACACCCUCGGCCCGUCCCAACAUUUGCUUGUUCUCCCCGGACGUCCUCCCGCUUCACUGCCGCCUGUGCCGCGUCCCCGCCCCGCACCGCCACUCCAACAGCGCCAAGCCGGAAGACCCGUCAGAUCCCCAGCGCUUCUGCGUGUCCGUGGAGCCCGUCCUCAACGCCACCGUCCUGGUCAACUUCUCCCGGUGCGAGCGCUCCACCACGCUGCGUCACGGCGACCUCCUCUCCUUCGGGGCGCAUUACAUAUUCCUGUACAAGGACCCGUCGGGCGCCAAGCCCCUUCCCGCCCAGACCCUGGCGCGCCUUCGCAGCCUGGGACAGGUCUACGACGGCGGACUGGAGGAGGCCGGGACUUGUAAGGUGUGCGGAUCCGUACUGAAGGACAGGACGGCGGCAGUGUCGGGCGUCACCCCGGCAAGGCGCAACUUAAGGCCGCAUCACGUCAAAUCUCGCGGCGGCGGGACCGUCGCAGGAGGGGAGGCAGGAAGAGGAGGACAGAGGAGGAGGCUGCACCUGGAGUUUGACCCGGCUCAUGAAGACCAGCUGCUGAACCGAAUCAUGUCCCUCAUAGAACCUGGAGGUGACGACCACAAACUGACGCCGGCCUACCUGCUGUGUCUUUGCAUACAACAUUCCGCCUCCACUUUCCCGCCCGGGAGCUUCGGAAAGCUUUUGCUGAAGAUCGUGCGGCGGAUUCAGACGGUGGCCUGGGAGAAGACAAAGGAGUUGGCCCAGAAGCAAGCUCAGCAUCAGGACCCGUCGUCCCUGUCCCUGCUCAACAUCUCAGACCUGAUCCCGGACCUGCAGACCGUCUUCUUCUGGAUGUCCAACUCCAUCGAGAUCUUGUACUUCAUUCAGCAGCGAGCGCCGUCGUACACGCACAACAUGGAGAUACUGCAAGGAUCCAAGGAGUCUCUGCUGUCGGCGACCAUCUCAGCCAACGAGGAGGCCAUGAGCAUCCUGGAGGAAGUCAUCAUGUACACCUUCCAGCAGUGUGUCUACUACAUCACCAAGGCUCUGUACGUAGUCCUUCCAGGUCUUUUGGACUGUAAUCCCUUCCCCAUGGACAGCUCCGAGCCUUGCUGGAAAGGAGGUGUAGGAUUCCCAGAGCCAGUACGCAGGGUCCUUCAGGUGCUCCAGAGUGGCCAGGACCUGUUGCAGGGCUACCAGGUCCACCCGGAGAUCCAGGCUCAGAUGUUUGCUUACCUCUUCUUCUUCUCCAACGUGUCCCUCUUCAACCAGCUGCUGGACAAAGGUCCGUCCCGUGGAUGGUUCCAGCGUUCCAAAGUGUUGCAGAUGCAGGCGUGUCUGCGCAUGGUGUCCGAGUGGGCCAGCAGGUCCGGUUUGGGCCACCUGGCGGACAAAUUCUUCACCAAACUCACCAGCGCCAUCGCCAUCUUGGCCACGCCCCCUCAGCAGCUCACACAGCUGAGCUGGCGCACGUUGUCCAGCGAGCACGCCGCCCUCAAGCCCGUGCAGCUGCACCGGAUCCUCACGCAGUACCAGACCAUCGCCGACACGGGGCCCGUGCCGGCGUGGCAGCCCAGCAGCGAGGACGAGGCCUACAUCUACAGGACAGUGGACCUCCUGGAGAGCUUCGAGAACCACCCGCCCAUCGUGCUGCCCAGCGGCGGCUUCAGCGUGGACCUGGAGGGCGAGCGCGUGGAGGACAGCGUCUACAGGCAGCUGCUCUACGUGCGACACUUCCUGUGGGGGCUGCGCGCCAAGACGCAGGCGCACGGCGCGCUCGCCAACGGCGGCGGCAACGCCGGCGUCGACGCUCAGAGAGAGCUGCAGGCCCCGCCGCCGCCCGCACACCACAGCAGUCCUCGCUCAGCGGCCCCCGGCGACGGCGAGGAGGAUAAGGGGCGGGACAGAGCGGCGGGACAGCAAACGCAUAGCCUCAGGAGGAACGGCGGCGUCCACCUACACCCCCAGUCUCGGACAGGAAGCGCAGAGUUGUCCUGCCUGCUGACCCCUCCCAACACGCCGCUGUACCCCGACGGAGGAGGAGGCGGCGGCAUGCCGAUGAACGGCUGCGGCGGCAGAAGCGACGGCAGGAAGGCAAACGGACUCAUCGCCAACGGCGUGGAAGGGUGUAUUAGUGGGUGUGACUUUCCCUUCCCUGUCUCCUCCCCCGGCGCCUCCCCCCUCCCUGAUGACAUGUGUGUGGUGUUUGUAGUGGAACUGGACAAAGGACCGUACGGACUGGGCAUGGGACUCAUCGACGGCCUGCACACGCCCCUCAACGCCCCGGGCAUUUACAUCCGCACGCUCAUCCCCGAGGGGCCGGCGGCGUCCGACGGCCGGCUGAGGAUCGGGGACCGCAUCCUGGCCGUGAACGGGACCAGUCUGAUCGGCGCGGACUACCAGAGCGCGGUGGAUCUGAUCCGACUGGGCGGAGGGCGUCUCCGCUUCCUGGUGGCCAAGUCGGACCCGGAAGUGUCGGACAAGAUCAGCGCGUCGUCCUGUUGACCUCGCCAGACGUGCGACACGCCCGCACAAGAGGAAGGACGAUCCCUCAGCUGUCGGCCACGCCCACAACAGGAACUGAUUUUGUUCUUCGUGACAACUUGACUCUCGUCCAGUGAAGUGGGCGCGGCCUAAUUGCUGUCACCAGCUGUCCGUCAAACUGCAAACCCGCGUCAGGAACGCCCGAAGGAGGAAAUUGUCUUUAAUUUAUUUUGUAUGUAAAUUUGUAAACAUUCAUCGCGGCUUAUUGAUUGGCUGACAUGCCUGACUGUAGCUCCGCCCCCUCCACCCGAGCUUUCAUCCUGUGGUACUUUUUGAAAUUUGUAUUAAUUAUCACCAAAAUAACACUUAUUCUUCUUGUAGUCAAUUGUUUGGUCAAACAAGAGACAUAAAAUGUCAUGUUUUCCUUUAAAAAAGUCAAUCCUGCUCAUUUCAGGGGGUUUUAAAGAUGAUAUUGGAUCCCAGUGGAGCACUUUAGUAAGUACUUUUUAAAUAAAAUACCCCAUAAUUG
Messenger RNA from Entelurus aequoreus (snake pipefish), 4469 nucleotides. RefSeq names its product Ras association and DIL domains (gene radil). Gene Ontology annotation, cellular component: microtubule. Gene Ontology annotation, biological process: neural crest cell migration; substrate adhesion-dependent cell spreading; signal transduction. Gene Ontology annotation, molecular function: GTPase binding. Bases 443 to 3961 code for a protein of 1172 amino acids. The record is from RefSeq and is a predicted model, not a curated record. Lineage: Eukaryota; Metazoa; Chordata; Actinopteri; Syngnathiformes; Syngnathidae. The transcript is spliced from 21 exons.